CUUCCACACCAAAUUUGUACACCAAAGAAAGAGACAAAAAAAGAAACAUAAGCUCCAAGAAAAUGUCGUCCCUAAUCACAAGUGAGAUCAGAGCCAGCGCAACAGAGUUUUAUGAAGGGAAUGACCUCUGCCAAGAGAAAUCCAAGUGCCUCCUCAAAGAUAUGAACUUGCCAAAUGGGUUGCUCCCCAUACAGGACAUGGAAGAGUGUGGCUACGUUAAGCCCACUGGUUUCGUGUGGCUCAAGUCCAAGAAGAAGACCGAUCACAAGUUCGAGCAGAUCGGGCGCUCGGUCCAGUACUCGACCGAGGUCACGGCUACCAUUGAACCCGGCAAGAUCAAGAAGCUAACCGGGGUGAAGGCCAAGGAGCUCAUGUUAUGGCUCACUAUCCAUGAGAUUUGCACGGAUGAGCCCGACACCGGGAAGAUCCACUUCAAGAGCACGACCGGGUUAUCGAGGACGUUCCCGAUCUCAGCUUUUGUGGUCGAGGAGGAGCAGAAGAAGGAGAAACUUGCUAAUAAUGGUGAGGUGGAUGUGGCCGUGGCAGUCAAGGAAGUUUAAUUCCAUCAUCUGGUUAUUUACUUGCAGUAUACUACAAUUGUCCAAAAAGGAAGGUUAAAGUUUGAUUUCCACUGUUUUCGUUAUUCAUUUGGCCAUAUGGUCAAGUACUUUAUCAUAUAAAAUAAUGAACUUUACAUUUCCGAUAUUAUAUAAUGGUCAUGCAAAUUAAUAAAGUUUUAUCUGAAAAUUUAAGAUUGUAAAUUUCAUUUGUUUAUCUAUUCAAUCUAUUAAUAAAGGGAGAAAAAGUUUAUCUAUUCAAUCUAUUACUUCAAAGAAAUUGCAAAGAAUAGAAGUACAUAUGUUUUAUCAAAAUAAGACUUAUUUUCUCCUAUUCAAGGGGCAACACAGUGCACAUUGGGGUCCCAUAAGCUGGAGAAUUUUAAUAAAUGUCCGCUCUCGAUCUAUAUUAUUUUCUCCUAUUAAAGUGUAAUAAUAAAAACUUCCUAAAAUUCAGUUCUAUAUAUAAGAAAGAAAGCAAUGAAAAUAAACUCCUACAAAACUUAUAUAUGUGGUAUAUGUUUCACUCUUCUUUACGGAUUUUUAUCUUAUUACUUCCUUCGGUCCUAAAUAAA
Messenger RNA from Cuscuta europaea, 1132 nucleotides. Lineage: Eukaryota; Viridiplantae; Streptophyta; Magnoliopsida; Solanales; Convolvulaceae. The record is from the annotation of a GenBank genome assembly.